UUCCGUCUCUUGAGUCGGCUUCUCACCGCCUUCGGCCCGUGGCGGUGGAGUUCUUCCGAGAAACGGCCAUUGGCCCGUCGGCCGUGGAAGCGGGCGAAAGAUGGAUCUUCCGCCGACGGUGCUCGUCCAUGGGAUCCCCUGGGCGGCGUGGCGCUGGGCGGAGCGUCGGUUCCCUUUCUUUCUCUAGCUAGGGUUACGGGUCUUCGUUCAGGUGUUGCAUGCUUGUGAUAUGAGAGAAGUGCUGUAUUUAGACAUUGGAUGCAUACAAUCCUUAAUAUGGAAUACACCUGUUAUUCACCGAGAAUAGUUUUGGUAAACUCAUGAGAGAAGUUUACCGUCAGAGGCACUGCAUCCAGGCGCAUGAUGCAAAUUUCAUGAUCUCUGAUUCUUCACUGCUUUGGAUGGCAUUUUGCUGAAGAGGAAAUAUGAGAUGAUGGAUGACUAGGCGGCAUUUUCUCGGGUACUUGUUGCAAGUGUUGAAGGUGACAUAUCAAGAGAACCAUUUAUUUAAAAGGGCAUCCUCCUCCUCCACAAAAGUACUCAAAGGUAUGUUACAGUCCCUCCGCCGACUCUCAUUCCUCUUCUAGAUAUUAUAAUUAUCAUUAUUUUCUGAUGGUCACAUGAUGAUGAGAGUUGGUAAUUUUCUAUGUUGCGUCAUAGCUUUCUGCUAAUCUAAUUCCUUUUGCAUUGCCAACAUCAAAAUCGACAGGCCAUCUUGAUUUGACCAGACAGUCCAUUGUGAGCCAUUAAACCGUAACAUAAAUUUCAUUGCAAUGAGUGAGGGGGGUAAUAUUUCCUGGAAGUGGAGGUGGAUAAUAUAGGGUAAGGCAUGCUCAAAGUUGGUUCAGUAAAAAACCUUCCCUAGCUAGCCAACUUAAAGAUGGAGAUGUGAAAUAUGAAUCCACGAGGCUUAAAUGAUAGGUUGGAGAACUUCAAUUCACAGGUUUUAUGACCUCCCCGACCGAGUUGCCAUCUCCUUACUUCUCUUGGCUUUGUGCUUUCUGGCCAUCCUACACCUCCCCCAGAAGUUCCAGUCCAUGGAUGCCACUUGUCCAUGGCUGCCUAAUUUAUGUGAAGUAGAGGUUCACAGGCUUCGCUUCAUCUCAUCGGAGGGCCAUCGUGCCCGAGAGAGAGACGAGCACUUACGCCUCCAUGCCUGCUGCCCAUCAACCCUGUCUUCCCUUCACCGUUGGAAUAUCGCAGGUCUUCCGUUGGGUUCACCAUGUUCCUUUAAGGCUGCAGCUUAAACCGGACCGGAUGAUGACUUGACCUUAGGCAGGAAAGAAUUAGACCACAGCUGUUCACCAUGACCAUGCAUCCAAGAAAGGAGGCCACAGGAUUUGAGGAUAGCAAGUACCUGCUCCUGCUUCCCUACCUGACAGGAACAGUGUCAUCAUCAGUCUGCCAAGGCCUACCAAUCAAUCCCCUCCUAAUUACUUAAAUCUAACCAUUGUGGGGUGUUUAAGCAUGUAUCCUUCAACCAGUCAUGGAUAUAUUCUGAGCAGAGGGCACCGGCUCGUUCAUGCACACCUUUCUUCCCCUCCUCCGUUUCAUCAUUUUAUUUUAUUGUGAUGGGAGAGACUGUCGAGAGCUUGAGUUGCCUGAAGCCCUUCCUCUCCUGCGUGGAAAUGGACUCGAGCUUGGAGCUGAUGGGCCAACUCGAAGAGCUAAAUGGAUCCGCCAUGGAGAUUCCAGACUCCGGAGUCGUGGGAUUUUUCAGCGAGGAUUACUUGUCCCACCAGUCUGAGCUCGGCAUGCCUUUUCCGGAUCACGUGUCUGGUUUGUUGCCGGCAGAAUGCCAAACACCCGCGGCGCCGCCGCAGUCCAAGGCGUCUGUAGCUGAGCAGAGUCAGGGAGACAGGAAAAGGAAGGGCAUGGAGGCGCCUGUGGCUGAGCAGAGUCAGGGAGACAGGAGAAGGAAGGGCAUGGAGGCGCCUGUUUCUAACAGCGAACACGCUUCGGCAGCUCUUUCGGAGUCCGGCUUGCGAGUGCUCGAGAUCAAGAAGAAUAGUAGUAACCGCUCAGGGGGUGGGAAGAGAGCGAGAGGCAAUUCGAGGAAAGCGGAGAAGCUCAAAGAGGUGGUUCAUGUGAGGGCAAGAAGAGGCCAAGCCACUGACAGCCACAGCCUAGCCGAGAGGGUGAGAAGAGAGAGGAUUAAUGAAAGAAUGCGCUGUUUACAAGGCCUGGUUCCCGGCUGCUACAAGGCCAUGGGCAUGGCCGGAAUGCUCGACGAGAUAAUUAACUAUGUACAAUCACUGCAGAACCAAGUUGAGUUCCUUUCGCUGAAACUUUCGGCUGCAAGCUCCUUCUACGACUGCUGCUUCGACAUGGGCAUGGAGACUCUCUCCACACUACAGGCAGGUGAUGGGCAGGAGACAGAUGAGGCAGCUGUGAGACCGGUGCGAGAGGAGUAUGGGGGUUGUACCACCGGCUUUCCUCUGUAGUUUGUCCUUUCGCAUCUCUCUCUCUCUCUCUCUCUUUGCUUCGACUGCCAUUUCUGAUUACAUCUACUCGUGCAUGGCACACAUGUAUUUUCCCAUGCACAUAUAUAUAUA
Musa acuminata subsp. malaccensis (wild Malaysian banana) is the source of this 2555-nucleotide messenger RNA. Lineage: Eukaryota; Viridiplantae; Streptophyta; Magnoliopsida; Zingiberales; Musaceae. The record is from RefSeq and is a predicted model, not a curated record.